This is a messenger RNA of Talaromyces marneffei, 1509 nucleotides long. RefSeq lists its product as uncharacterized. The coding region runs from base 1 to 1509 and encodes 502 amino acids. Gene Ontology annotation, molecular function: dolichyl pyrophosphate Glc1Man9GlcNAc2 alpha-1,3-glucosyltransferase activity. Gene Ontology annotation, biological process: protein N-linked glycosylation. The record is from RefSeq and is a predicted model, not a curated record. Lineage: Eukaryota; Fungi; Ascomycota; Eurotiomycetes; Eurotiales; Trichocomaceae. Gene Ontology annotation, cellular component: endoplasmic reticulum membrane. The transcript is spliced from 6 exons.
AUGCCUGGAUUUUAUCCCUCGUUGGCGCAAUGCGCCCUGGUGGCGGCGGCCUUUAAAGUCCUUCUGUUUCCUGCAUACAAAUCGACCGACUUCGAAGUACACCGCAACUGGCUCGCAAUUACUAACUCUCUUCCUGUGCAAGAAUGGUACUACGAGAAAACUUCCGAAUGGACUCUCGAUUACCCUCCGUUCUUCGCUGCGUUCGAAUGGGCUCUGUCGCAAAUCGCAUAUUAUGCCGAUCCCGCAAUGCUGGUCGUGAAUAACCUCAACUAUGACUCUUGGCAAACUAUCUACUUUCAACGUGCAACCGUUAUCGUUACCGAGUUGGUGUUGGCAAUUGCCCUGAACCAAUAUGUCAAGGCCGUUCCCAGCUCCAGCAGACACCUUGCCCACAUCGCAAGUCUCUCAAUCCUCCUCUCUCCGGGCCUGCUUAUUAUCGACCAUAUUCACUUCCAAUACAAUGGCUUCCUGUACGGAAUUCUGAUACUCUCCAUGGUAUGGGCGAGAAAGCAGUCAACUAUGCUCUACAGUGCAAUUGCGUUUGCAGCACUGUUGUGUUUGAAGCACAUCUACCUCUACCUCUCGCUAGCCUGGUUCGUCUACCUCCUGAGAGUAUAUUGUUUGGAUCCGAAAUCGGUGCUGCGCCCCCGUUUCGGAAAUACAAUCAAGUUGGGAAUUGCCGUUAUAACUGUUUUCGGACUCGCAUUUGGUCCUUUUGCCUACUGGGAUCAACUGUUCCAGUUGAAAGACCGACUCUUCCCAUUUUCUCGUGGUCUCACACAUGCCUAUUGGGCUCCCAACAUAUGGGCGCUGUAUGCUUUUGCAGACCGUGUUUUGAUUCCAGUUGCUCCACGACUGGGGUUGCCCGUCGAUUACGAAGCCGUACGUAGCGUGACUCGUGGCUUGGUAGGAGAUACGUCAUUCACGGUGUUGCCAGAAGUUACAAAGGAACAAACCUUUGCUCUUACCUUUAUAUUCCAGCUGCUUUGCCUCGUCAAACUCUGGUUGCGUCCUACUUGGGAUACUUUUGUAGGAGCGGUUACUCUGUGUGGAUAUGCCUCCUUUUUGUUUGGCUGGCACGUGCACGAAAAGGCCGUCCUCCUCAUUAUCAUUCCCUUCAGUCUGAUCGCACUCAAGGAUCGUCGAUACCUCGGUGCCUUCCGGCCAUUGGCAGUUGCCGGACACGUGUCUUUAUUCCCUCUUCUCUUCACAGCAACCGAAUUUCCACUCAAAACAGCCUAUACGAUCUUCUGGCUCAUACUAUUCCUGUUUGUAUUUGAUCGAGUGGCACCCGUUCCGGAGCGACCGCGAGUGUUUCUCUUUGACCGAUUUUCAUUCCUGUAUAUUACUAUCAGUAUCCCAUUGAUACUGUAUUGCUCAUUCAUUCAUCAGAUUGUAUUUGGUCUGAACCGAUACGAGUUUGUGCCGCUCAUGUUUAUGAGCGCGUAUUCAGCGGUGGGUAUUGUGGGGAGCUGGCUCGGAUUUAUGGUAGUAUAUUUUACUAGCUAG